AUGCAGGGCUCCGGAUCCGGCAAGCAGCAGAACGGCGGCGACGCGGCGCCAAAGAUCAACUUGAAGGCCGGGGUGGACCACUUCUGCCUCCACCCCGGCGGCACGGCCGUCAUCGAGGCGGUGAAGCAGAGCCUGGGCCUGGAGGACGAGGACGUGGAGCCGUCGCGGAUGACGCUGCACCGGUGGGGGAACACGUCGGCGAGCAGCCUCUGGUACGUGCUGUCGUACAUGGAGGCCAAGGGGCGGCUCAAGGUCGGGGACAGGGUGCUCAUGGUCACCUUCGGGUCCGGGUUCAAGUGCAACAGCUGCGUGUGGGAGGUGACCGGCGACAUGGCCGACAGGGGAGCCUGGGCCGACUGCAUCGACGCCUACCCGCCGGCGACGCUCGCCAAUCCGUACAUGGACAAGUUCGGUUGGAUCAACGACGUCGACGGCGACACCUUGAUGCUCUAA
Miscanthus lutarioriparius is the source of this 453-nucleotide messenger RNA. The record is from the annotation of a GenBank genome assembly. NCBI's taxonomy places the organism in Eukaryota, Viridiplantae, Streptophyta, Magnoliopsida, Poales, Poaceae.